This is a messenger RNA of Tachysurus fulvidraco (yellow catfish), 10183 nucleotides long. RefSeq lists its product as uncharacterized. NCBI's taxonomy places the organism in Eukaryota, Metazoa, Chordata, Actinopteri, Siluriformes, Bagridae. The record is from RefSeq and is a predicted model, not a curated record. The transcript has 2 exons. The coding region runs from base 544 to 1494 and encodes 316 amino acids.
CAGACUCCUCAUAAGGAAAGGAGGUCCAAUCUGGAUGCUGCUGAGCUUUGUCCACACUCCGGGAAGGAAACUGAAGAAGCGCACCUCGCCGAUCUUACAUUGGUGGAGAAUGUGGGCAGCGGACUUGGAAGGAGAUCUGGGUCUAGUGUGGGGCAGGUCCACCACACCUGCUAUAGUCCAGCCUCUAUCAGCACAAGGUGACCCAGGAGCUGGCAAAGAGCUUCAAGAGCGCCACCGUAGAGCUACUGAAGCUUUGGCAAGUCUCCUAUGCUGUGUCCAUCCCUCUCCCUGACCCCGGCCUAAGCAAACGGCGGAGGAUGAGAUAGAGGCGUAUUUGGACACUUUCAAGCAGAUCGCGGCCCGGGAGGGCAGGUCUAGGUGGGACUGGGCCGACACCGUUGCUCAGUGGGGAUGCCCAGCUGGCAUACUAUGCCCUAUAUUUAGACGAUGCUCUGGAGAAUGACGUGGUAAAACAAGAGAAAUGAAUUCUCACCUGCUGUGGCUGGUCUCCCAUUGCCGCUGCCGACUUUCAUAAGUGGCGGUAUGACCCGUCGAUUAAUCCAGAGCCAAAUGGAUGACCUGCUGCAUAUUGUAUGGUGGUGGCUCCAAUAUGACCAGCUUCAAGCUAAGGAUGUUGCCAAAUGGAAGGCCAUGGACAGUUUCCUGCAUGCACUGCUGACUGAGGAGCAAAAAGCCGUUGUAUUGAAGGGGCUGUCUAAUCCUAAAGAGUUCCUAAACACCCUUGAAUGUACUAUGGCCACCCUGAAGAUUGGCCUUGAAAUCCGGCGGGUUUUGAGCCGGUCAGGGAGAGAAGGAAACUGGAGAGCUGCCCUGUCCGGGGACCCACUGAGAAGCCCAUGCCCACUAAACUGGAGCUCAUGCUGCCGCCUCAAGGCUAUAAACAAUGGCUGGUUGGAUACGGGCUGCACACCACCACCCCCAAAGCCCCCCAGCUCGAUGUGGAGGUCAGUGAAUGGCUAUACCAUGUCUUCUCUUCUAGAUUCUGUUAGCAUGGUGACAAUGGCCCGACCAAAUGUCUUUCCUCCUACAUUAAAGCCGGGUUGUAUUAUUGUGGUCAUGUGCAUUCAUGGUGAUGCCCACUCAGUACCUGCCACGAAGGUUAAAAUCCCGGGGAAAUGGCCAGUGCUCGUGGGCCUUAUCCCUGACCUCCCAGUGCCCCUUCUUCUAGGACACGACUGGCCCGGUUAUGCGGCAGGUAUUAAUAUCACAACUCAGAGGCUGGAAGAAGCCCCGAGGGCAGCCGGCGUACAUGGCCCACAAAGGACCUGCCAGGUGAGUUCCCACCUCCUGUCUUCUGUUUUUCCACAGGCUAGCCAGGAGAGGUGCUUCGGGAUCGAACAGAAGGAGAAUGACUGGCUGAAGCGCUGCAGCAGCCAGGUGUUACUAGUGGAAGGGGAGAAGACAGACCCCCUCUUCCCCCUACCCUCUGCCUACUUCACAGUAAAGAAUGGUCUACUAUAUCACCACAUGUAGAGGAGAGGGAAGCCAUGUGUCCUGUUGGUCAUACAAUGACAUCAUACACCCUUUCUCCUGCACCUGGCCCAUAUGCACCCGCUGGGGGCUAUCUGAGCUCGAAAAAACCCCAAAAGCUACGGGACCAUUUCACUUGGCCAGGUAUGAACGCCCAAGUGCUAGCCUUUUACAGGGCGUGCCCCUGUAGUACCAAUGGACCACCCUUCACAAGCCGGCACCAGCCCCUCUCAUCCCCCUCCCAAUCAUCAGUGUCCCGUUUGAGAGGAUUGGCAUGGAUCUCGUCGGGCUAUUACCAAAGUCAGCCUGGGGCCAUGAAUACAUCCUGAUCAUUGUGGAUUAUGCCUCUCGAUACCCUGAGGCAGUCCCACUUCAGAAAGCCACCUCCCUGAACUUUGCCAGAAAAAACAUGGGAAGAGCAGCCCCCACCAAUUCGCUUCAUCGAUGACUUCAUUCAGGAUAUGCAGGCAUGUAUCAAACGAGUGGGCCCCAUAGUAAAGAUGCAUACAACCACCCAGCCCAGCCCCGAGAGUUUUGGCCCAGCGACCAGGUGAUGCUGCUGGUCCCCAAUGCUGCCUGCAAAUUCCUGGCCAAAUGGCAGGGCCUGGACACCUUGAGAUGGUGGGACCAGUGAACUACAAGUUGCAACAGCCAGGUAAGUGUGCAGACAAACAAAUUUACCAUAUUAACAUCUUGAAUAAGUGGAUAGCCCCUGGGCCGUUUGUCUCUGUGCUUUUCCCGUCACAGAUCCCCAAGAGCAUGCACUAGUGGAGAGGUCAUGAGAUCAAAACCCCUCCAGGGAUGGUGCAGGAACGUCCAUAUCAGGUCCCAGAGGCCCACCAAUAGGCCAUAGAGAAUGAAGUGGAAUGGAUGCUAUGGGACAGCAUCAUUGAGGAGUCCACAAGCACCUGGACUAGCCCCAUUGUGGUGGUGCUGAAGCCGGACGGAAUGAUCCGGCUGUGCAAUGACUUCCUGAGGCUCAAUCAGGUAUUGGAGUUUAUCCCCUCCCCAGAAUGGAUGAUCUCUUGGAGUGCCUGUUGAAGGCCCAGUUAAUCUCCACCCUGGAUUUCAGCAAAGGCUAUUGGCAGGUUGUCCUCGCCCUGGAAGCUCAGCCUGAUUUCAGCACAGCCAAUUGCCACUGGCAGUAUCAGGUUCUUCCUUCUGGCCUACAUGGGGGGCCCAUCACCUUCCAGCAAAUGUCGUCAUUCACUUCUCCACAUGAUCGGACAUCCUGUUCCAGCUGGGGAAGGUCCUGUGAGCCCUCCAGAAGGCGGGAUUAACAGCCAAUCCCCGCAAGUGCCACCUGGGGCUGUCCAAAGCACAGUACCUGGUUCUAUUGCAUCUGAAGGGGGCUACUGAGACCCCAGGAGAAGAAAAUUGAUCCAUCAAGGGGUACACCCCUGCCCCACAACCAGAAAGCAGGUACAUGCCUUUUUGGGCUUAGCAGGGUAUUAUUGACACUUCGUUACUAACUUCUCCUCUAUAGCUUACCCCCUUUCAUACCCCCCUUUUCAACCGGACCGGGUGCUAUGGGCCGAGGAAACCGAACAGGCAUCACUCCACCUCCAGGAGGCCCUCACCUCACCUCCCGUACUGAGGAACCCUGACUCCAGCCUCCCCUUUAUCCUACAGACCACUGCUUUGGAGAACGGUCUAGGUCUGGGGGGGGGGGGGCCUUUCACAGGAAUUUGUGGGGGAGGAGCACCUUCAUCUCCCGAAAACUGACCCCCGCCGAGAAGAACCACAGAAUUGGGAAGCUCUUGCAAUAAAGUGGGCCAUCGAGGACCUGUGCUACUACCUGGCAGGGAGGCACUUCACCUUGGUAACCGAUCAUGCCCCCCUGCUGUGGAUGGCCAAGGCAAAGGACACCAAUGGCCAAGUAAUCCAUGGUAUCUCUCAUUGCAAGUCUUUUUGUUUUCAGGUCCAGCACAGAGCCAGGAGCCAACACGGUAAUGUCGGCAGCCUCUCAUGGCGCUACACUUUCUGGGAGUGACCAUGACCAGGCGGGGCUUAGAGCUAAGGGAGGGAGUGUCAGGGCUGUGGUGGCGGCCACCACACUGGCACACAAGACAGAGGAAAUUGUGCUCUUCGCUGGGAAAAUCAUGCCGGGAGAGAAAAGUGGCAGUGGUGCAGCACCCUGGACAGUGCAAGAUGGGGUGGCGAAAUUCCCGCCAAAAUAAUGGUAGCUAAUAAGGAGUGCUGCUGUGGCACUCGCCCUCUGGCAAAAGAACACAGCAGAAGGAAGGUAGGGUGGAGAUGUAACUAAGGGUAAUGUUCUGUCUCUCUAUGUUAUUUUGCAGACUCCUCAUAAAGAAAGGAAGUCUAAUCUGGAUGCUGACGAGCUUUGUCCAUGCUCCCGGAAGGAAACUAAAGUAGGGCCACCUGCUCACAAUGCCGCUGCAUGCUGAACUGCCUCCUUCAUUUGGGACUGAAGGCUUCCUCUUGGACAUUAUAAAUAGACUCAUCCUAUUUUGAACUGCCACUUUUGCUAUGAGGAUACUUAAUAAAUUCACACUGGUGAUUGUUCUGCACUCACAUUUCACAACUCUUUCAAAACUGCUAUUCUCCAUGUUCCGCUCUCAAAGAUCUUACAGUGCAAAUAAACCUCUCGACUUGGCUGUUGCCCAUCAAGUGGUAUGUCAAAUGGUCUAUUACCCCAGUACACUGACACUCUUGCCUGAAGAAUCUGCAACACACCAAAAGUUUAUACAGUACAUACCAAUUCUACAGGACUGGUGGUUUGAAUGCUUUCUAAAGGGGCUCUUUCUAAAGCGAACCCACUGGUUCUGGGGUGUUGCUGACUAUGCAACGAUGGCAGCAGAUCACUUAGUCUUAGAUGUCACUUUUCAAUCCAACCCAGAAAAUCUCUGUAUAGCCAAAGGCAAUGUUCAUCCUUGGAGUUGAUGUCCAGCCACAUCAUGGAUGCCAUGCAAGACUUCACUGAACAGUGAAUCAGGGACUAUGAACUAGUGGUGUGUAAACUUUGUCACUGGAUCUUCGCAGAUGCAAUAUAGGACACCAUCCAACAGCUUUAAUCUGUCCCAUUGCUUCAACAGUUUCAGAGCUUUGUACGGUUCCAUGGCUCUCUCUCGACUCACCUCGAAAGGAAUAGCGCACAAUAUCAGAAUAUCAGAUACAAAAUAUCAGACUGGUUUCAGUAAAAAUAGUCAAUUGUUUUUUGCUGACUAUUUAACAUUGUCUACGAUCCUGCUCCAUCUGAUAAUUAUCUCGCUCGAUGCUGACAAAGCUUUUGAUCAUGUAAAGUGGGAUUUUUUUGUCAUCUAAAUCGAUUUGUCUGGAAGUUCACUGAACUUCUUUCCAGUUAAAUUCAAACACUUCAGUACUCAUCCAAGCAGCUUCUUCAGUCUGAGGGCAGGUUUCCACAAAUUUAUCUUCCAGGGACAAGGUACAGUAAGUGUUUGGGGAGGCAAGAGUUGUUAGGAUGUUUGCUUUGUGUAUUUAUGUAAAAAAAAUAUUGUGUUAUAAAAUGUCUUAGUAGAUAUUUAGGCCGAUGGUAUCCUAAGUCUGUAACUUAGUGAACCAGUGCUGAUGUAUUCAAUAAUAGAGACUUCAAAGCACUUUGGAAGGGUGUCUGCCAAAUUACAUAAAUUUAAAUGUCAUUGUAAAGACCCCAGAGAAGGAGUGUAGGGAGAAGGUAUAUUGAAGUAUAAGGGGUAACAAUUACAGAAUGUGAAAGUGAAUGGGGGAUCCUUAGGUUUGGCUUACCUGUUAGACCUGUGAAGAGGUCUUGAAUUUUGUGGGGAUAGAUGAAAGCACAGCAUGAAAAUAAUAGGAGACACUUUGUGUUAAGGAUUUCCACCUGUUGAGAGAAGAAUUUUCCACUUGGACAUACAUCCUUCACUCCUCUCUCAAAGCAUCUGUCUUCACAUCUGUCCAAGAUGUGUUUGUACAUCCUCCUAUGUAGUGGUUGUUUUGUCUCUUUGGGGUAGACAAGUCUCUGUCUUCUGGUGGAUACAAACUUCAGUUCACACAAAUAAUCACACAGAUCUUUCAUUUCUAAUCUAAAACUUAGAGCUGGGCACUAGACUGGGCUACACCUUAUCACCCCUCCUGCUUGCCCUGGCAAUAAAGUGGAAUGAGACUUUAAUUAGGGGCAUAUAGAGAUUGGCUUUGAACAUACAGAUAUUAUAUUCCCUAAAUGCAGAUGAUGUUGAUCACUUAUUCAUUCUACCAAAAAUGCUAGAGCUGCUGGCAGGUUUUGGCAAAAUAUCAGGAUUUACUUUUGUAGGAUAUAUUUAAGUAAUUAACUUUGUAAUUAACUAUGUACAGACAAAAAUAAUUAUGAUAUUUAGAUAUAUUAUCUAACAAUCUCUAAAUGACCAAUAGGUCACAGGUGUAGCAGGUCUCCUGGUUAAUAAGUUUUCCUUUAAUAAGGAAAAAAAUCUUUAUUUUAUUCUCAUUUUCCUGAAUAGUGGAACACCACAAGAUGCAGCAUAGACACCCUACCUCUCUUCGUAUAGAAGAACGUUUUUUGUUUGUUUGUUUGUUUGUUUAUUUGUUUGUUUGUUUUUUUGUAAAAAAAAAAAUUAAAGUAGUUCUGUAUUGCAGUCUACAAAAAGUAUUAUACUUUUUUUGGAUGAGAGAAAUGGAUGCUCACUAAUGAGAGCAAAAUUCUGAAUCCCUAGUUAACACACUCUGGAAGUUAGCAACCCUAAUGGGCUUUUUAUGUCUUAAAGAUUGAAUAACAGGUAUUCGCGACCACACCUAAUAAGCAUUUUAGUGUGUUAAAAUGUAAUUAUCUGCAUAAAAAUCAGUACUGUUUUGGCAUGAACAACAGUUCUUUUUAUUAUAUCUUUACAAUAUCUUGGUUCACCAUCUUAAGCAUAAUAAACAUAAUAAACAUAAUAAGGGUAAUAAACAUAGCUGUGGUUAUUUGUUUGUUUAUUUUUUCUGUAUGAAUAUCCAAUUGGUAUGAAAUGGACUUGGUUACAUUUUUGAUUAUAAAUGCAAUGAGGUAUAAGGCCUGUAAGUUACUGUUAAACUGUAUGUUUUUAUACUGCAACAGACACUAAGACUGUUUAGUUUACAGCUUUUGUGCCAUUUGAAUAGUAAUAAUUAUUUGAGAGAACUGUGUUCGGAUUAUAAGGAAGCCUUGGCAAAUGUCAAAGAAUGAUCAAAUAAAUUGGUGUGACAUCCCUUUGUUUUUAAAAAUGCUUCAUUAAUCCCAGGUACACUUUAUGUGAAUUCAUAAGGAAUUUGGCUGGUAAAUUUUUCAAACCAUUUCUUGAGUUUGUUAGGAGCCUUCAUUAUAUAUUAUGUCUGAAAAAUGGUGUAUUAUGCAAUAUGUUUCUUUCUUUGCUGGCAUACAAACAUCUUUCUGUAACAUAUUAUUUUUAUCACAAAAGAGAUGUUUGGAAAUCUAAAAUAUUUUUGUUCUGGCAUUAAAACAGAAGCCAUGAAAAGAACUUCUAAAAUAAAUGUAAUUGGAUUAAAUCAAUUCCUAAAUAAAUGCCUAUUUGACUUAGUAGUAAUGUAUUUGAUGUCCAUGAAAGCUUAGACUUUUGUUUUAAGCACUACCUGCAUGUAACCUACCUUGAAUGCUCUCCUUGAUGAUUGAUGUACUUGUAUUUGUACCGUUUAAUUACUAAAUCAUUUACAGUUAUAGUAUUUGGCAGAAAUCUUUAUUCAGAGAAUUACAUUUAUCUCAUUUAUAUACAUUAAUAUACAUUGUUUAUAAACAAUUAAGGGUUAAGGGCCUUGCUCAGGGGCCCAGGAGUGGCAGCUUGGUGUAUAGUCAGUGUAUAGAUACUCACUUCCGUCUCUUAUUGUUUUUUUUUUUUUUUGGUUCUGCGCAUGUUUGGAUUUUCCUGAGAUGAACAUGUGUUCUUGUACUAUAAUCCCUGCUCAGAAAUUUAACAGGACUUGUGUUUACAUGCUGACAUAUCUGCUUCUAUUAGAAUGUCACUUUACCAACUGCCCAACUCAUCUUCUUAAACACCACCAAGAGAAUAGGCAUUACUUAUAGACAUUACUUUUUUAUGGAUUUCUUCCACUGGACAAAAUUAUGCAUUUGCACAUAAAUUGCCUAUAGAUGUAAAUGUAUGGUGCUCUGCAAUAGAUGGGCUACCAUCAUGGUUGUAUUCCUUCGUUAAGGCCAGCAUUCCUGGAUGAGCCUCAUGAUCCACUGGAACCCAGACAAUUUUCAUGUUUUCCCUCCCUCUGUGGGUUUCCUACAGGUUCCCCAGUUUCAUCCCAGGCUAAAAUAAAGUGCUUUUAGGUGUGAACAAGUGUGUAAAUGUUUGUCACUGGGAUAGGCUCCGAAUCUUUCACAACCCUGACCAUGUUUUGUGUUUACUUAAAGAGUGUUAGAGAGUGAGUGGGUGAGUGAGAGUUUUACAACACUGUUGGAUUGAUUUCUUCAUAAAGUGACAUGGCAUGGAAUUGCUGUGAUUGCAGUAGUUUUAUAUCCACAAAAGAUUUAUUUUCUGUCUUAGAAAACCUACAGAGAAGGACAGAGAGAAAGGACUGGGAGUGAAUUAAGGUUCAUUAAGGUUCAGGGAACAGAAGGAUGCUGCUAACACUGUUAACAUAGAUAUUUUUAUUUCAUUACCUAGAUUAGACAGAUUUUAUUGUUUUAAACAAAAUCUUGUUCACUUUUUUUCCCACUUUUUAGUCAAAUGUAGAGUUUUAUUGCAAAUUUUAAACCUAGAACACCCAGAAAAGAUAUCAAACAGUAUGCAAGGGGCUUUUAUAAAGAAAUGUACCAUUGCGAAUACAGGGACAAUGAAGAGCUGCUAGAGAUCUUUUACAGAGGACUUUCAAAGAUUUCUCCAGAGGACAUUGCUGCACUGGAAGGCCCACUGUUUCUGUACGGGCUACAGGCCACCUUAAACACAAUGGUGGGAGAUAAAGCACCUGGAAUAGAUGGACUACCAGCAGAAUUCUACAAGUUCUUAUAGCUGGAGCUGGGAGACGAUCUACUGGAGCUUCAAUACAAAAGCUACAGAGAAAUUUGCCUACCCCUGAACAGCCAUAGAUGGGAUUUACAGGACAUCAAGAACUGGUGUCCAGUGUCACUGCUCUGCAUGGAUUAUAAAAUAAUAUCCAAAGCGCUGGCCAACCAUCCCUGAGAUGUCAUGGACUCUAUAAAGCAAAUUGACCAAAAUUAUUGUGUACCCAAUGGAUCCAUCAUUGACAACAUUUCUUUGAUUCAGGACAUUUUGGAUGUUUCCAGUUCACUGGCAGUUGACCUUGGUCUGAUUUCACUGGAUCAAAAAAAAAAAGCUUUUGACAUGGUUGAGCACCAAUGCAUCUGGAAAACUCUGAAGGCUUUUGGUCUCAACCCCAGUCUUAUAGCAGUAAUAAAGGUGUUGUACCAAUAUGUUACAAUAUGAGGGUUAAGUGCUCCUUUUACAGUAAAACAGGGAAUCAGGCAAGGCAUUCAGGCAGAUAGAUCAGGCAUUAUCAGGUAUGUUGUACACUUAAUCAAUUGAACCGUUUUUACACAGAUCAUGAAUGUCUUUAAAUGGACUUAUCUUAUAUGGUUUUAAUGCUCCACAUGUUUUAUCUGCAUAUGCAAAAUAUAUUAUGGUUUUAGUACAACACCAAAAUGAAACUAAGAUUUUAGAAAAAGUACUUUCCGAUUUUAGUGUGGUAUCCUCCUCUAGAAUUAACUGGAAAAAAGUGAAGCUAUUGCAGUAGGAAACAGGCAUUACCCAGGCAUUACCACAACUAGUGAUUGGGCUAAAAUGGAUGAAACUUUGAGUUCAGAUACCUAGGAAUUUUAUUUAAAUGAUGAAAAGAAAAACUGGGAAGGGGGUUUAGAAAAAAAUAGAUGGCAAACUAAAGAACUGGGAAUGGUUCCUUGCAUGGGACAAAUUACACUGGGUUCCUCAGAGUGUCCUUGUCAUGAUUCAGCCCGGACUUUGGCCACGUGCAGUUAGUUGUUUGUUUAUGUUCCUCGUCACGUGUCUGCCCCGCCUUCGUCUGCUCCUCCCUGACUACACACCUGUUUCGAAUUGUGAUCACCGUGUCUAUUUAUCUGUGCCGCGUUGCCUUGUGCAUCGCGGAAUCUACUGUUGUCUUUGUCCUGUAUCUAUUCCGUGUGUUGUUUCAUGUCCUUUUGUUAUUAAACCCUGUUGAUUUGGCUAUCCUGCGUUGGGUCCGCUUCCUUACCCCACGUCAUGACAGAAGAUUCCGUCGAACCAGGACCCAGCAGGAUAGCAGUGCUCGGACCGGCUUAUCAUGGGAGCAUUUUUGUUUUGUUUUUUACCCCCUGGACUUCGCGAGUUUGGUGACAUCGGUCCGCAUUUUUUUGGUGAGGGACGCCGCUCCACAUCCGGUUUCUCUGCGGGUGGUGCCGCCUCACUUCCAGGUUGCGGGCCAUUUCGCCAGCCCGAGUUUUGUUUUGUUUUUUCGGUGUCCUGUGACAUCGCACCGCAUUUGGGGGCGUCGCUUCACAGUUGGUUUCCGAUGAGGACAUCACCCCACUUUCGGGUCCGUGGGGGGUGUUGCAGGCACGUGUUUUGCCCUGUGGACUUUUUUGUUUUGUGGAGUAUUUUUUUUUCUCCCCGCCCUCCCUCUCCUUUUCCUGGUUCCCGAGAGUGGGGUCUGGCUGCGGUGCGUCGGGGUUGCGCUCGGCCCUCCUGUUCGACUGUGGACGUCGCUCGGCCCUCCUGUUCGGCUGUGGACGUCGCUCGGCCCUCCUGUUCGGCUGUGGACGUCACUCGGC